CAGGACUUCACGCUGGACUUUUACUUCCGCCAAUUCUGGUUAGACGAACGUCUAUCUUUUAAGGCUGGUGACCUUCAAAGUUUGUCAGUGGGUGCAGAAGUGGCUGACCGGAUAUGGGUACCGGACACUUUCUUCGCCAAUGAGAAGAGCGCCUACUUUCACCACGCUACAACUCCGAAUACAUUUCUCCGGAUUGGUCACGACGGAAGAAUCCUGAGAAGUAUUAGACUGACAGUGACAUCAAGUUGUCCCAUGGAUCUUCAGUACUUUCCAAUGGAUCGACAGUUGUGUACAGUUGAAAUAGAAAGCUACCUCAACACCGAUAUGCUAGUAAAACAUUGCAUGAAAUUUAUGCCAACCAUUCAAGUGCAGACUUCUUGUUUGCUAGGAAACUACUCCCGUCUGGCGCUGGAGAUCCAGUUUGUUCGCAGUAUGGGCUACUACCUGAUUCAGAUCUACAUCCCAGCUAGUCUCAUUGUUAUCAUCUCGUGGGUCUCCUUCUGGCUUCACAGGAAUGCUACUCCCGCCCGAGUGGCCCUCGGAGUGACCACCGUCCUCACGAUGACCACAUUGAUGUCCAGCACCAACGCAGCUCUGCCUAAGAUAUCCUAUGUGAAGAGUAUUGACGUUUUCCUGGGAACGUGCUUCGUAAUGGUGUUUGCUUCCCUGCUAGAGUACGCCACAGUUGGCUACUUAUCAAAACGCAUCACUAUGAGAAAAAACCUGAACCAACAGAUCGCCAAAGCAGCAGAACAACAUCGCCAACUAUGCGCUGCUGCAGCAGCAGCUGCUGAAAGCGGUGGAAGAAGGAGCAGUGGAGGAACAGAGCUUCCACCCAAUUCGGAUGUACCCCUGGUUAGAACAUCGGAAGUCAGACUGAAAAUGAUGGAUCCCCGGGGAUAUAGCAAGUCAUCCACCCUGGAGAACACAGCCAACACCCCCGCACCUGAGCUGGAGACUGCCUUAUGCAAAAACAUCAACACCCUGUACGGCGUGAGUCCGAGCGACAUCGACAAGUAUUCCCGGGUGGUUUUCCCAGUCUGCUUCGUCUGUUUCAACUUGAUGUAUUGGAUCAUCUACCUACACAUUAGCGACCUGUUGUCGGAGGACUUCGCUUCUGUUGGAUAAACAGCCAACAUGUCUCAAGAAACCAACACAACACGUGCUCUGAAGUAGCUCAAUAUAACAAAUCUGAAACUGACCCUCAUGUGUACAGCUAAUACAAGUAAAAUGAUAUACAUGCCAUUAAACGUUAGAUAUAUUAGCAUUUUCUAUAUGUAGAAGCUUGGUUAAUAUCCUUACAAAAAGCUUUGGAAGUUAAAUAUUAGAGCAACACUCCACGUGUUAGUCGUGUCUGACAUUACUGCACUCUUUCUUUUUGCGUAAAUACACAUAUACAUACAUAUAUAUAUAUAACCCACACAGAGUUCGAAGUAUAUAACAAAAGAUACUGUACAAACAUCAUACCCUGCGUCACGUGACGAAAGGGGUAAUAUCUUGUGUAAAAGGAAAGGCUUUGGGAAAGGGGAUGUAUAAAAUAAUGGGGUUGGUGUAAUUUUAUAAAGUAUUUAAUCAAAGGUGGAACAAACUGAACAAAGUAAAAAUGUUAGUAUCGAUUAAAUAAAUCUUAAAAUAAUAAUAAUAAAGAUGACAAUAUAGAUUAGAAUUGAUAACGAUUUUAAGAUUAGAUAGAAAUAUGAAGAACUGUAUGAAAAUGAAACCUUGGAAGGAACGUAUAUCUUAAAAUUACUUAGGAAUAUGGAAAACUAUAUAAAAAUGAACCUUAGGACAGGAAUGGAAUGCCUAAUGAUCAAAGAUAGGAGAAGACAGGAUUAAGAUGAUGGUGGAUAGUAUAUAUACAUAUAUAUUAACAGCUGGGUGUUGAAAUUAAUAUAAACAUUAUUGACGGGAAUAUAUAUAUAAGAUAGGAUCAUGGAUGUUGGGGUUAAACUAUAUUUAAACAAUUGGGAAGAUAUAUAUAAGAUAGGACCAUGGAUGUUGGGGCUAAACUAUAUCUAAACAAUUGGGAAGGUAUAUAUAAGAUAGAAAUGGGGAUGUUGGGGCUAAACUAUAUUUAAACAAUUGGGAAGGUAUAUAUAAGAUAGAAAUGGGGAUGUUGGGGCUAAACUAUAUUUAAACAAUUAGGAAGGUAUAUAUAAGAUAGAAAUGGGGAUGUUGGGGCUAAACUAUAUCUAAACAAUUAGGAAGAUAUAUAUAUAUAUAAGAUAAGACCAUGGAUGUUGGGGCUAAACUAUAUCUAAACAAUUAGGAAGGUAUAUAUAAGAUAGAAAUGGGGAUGUUGGGGCUAAACUAUAUUUAAACAAUUAGGAAGGUAUAUAUAAGAUAGAAAUGGGGAUGUUGGGGCUAAACUAUAUCUAAACAAUUGGGAAGAUAUAUAUAUAUAAGAUAGAAAUGGGGAUGUUGGGGCUAAACUAUAUUUAAACACUUAAGGGAAAAUGUGGAAUUUGAGAACUAAACCAUGCUAAAUAUGUAAAGAAAGGCAUAAAGGUUAUAAAACUAAAUAAUCUUGUUUUGAUGUAAAAACGGAAGAUUAUGUGGUAGAUUUCUUUCAAAAAAACUUAAAAUAAGGUUGGUAAUACGUUUAUAUUCUUGUAUAUCCUUUGAUUAUUUUUGGUACUAUAUUAAAUAUAACAAAAACUAUUUAAUUAAGAAACUUAUCAUUCCCUUUAUCUGAAGCAAUAACCUAAAUCCAGGGUUUUUAACCUGCUCAAAGUGACAAGGCAUUAUUACCGUAGAGAUUUUAAUUUACACCUAAUAUUAAGAUCACUCGUUCCCCUUGUCCAGCAUUGAGGACGCACGUCCGAAAGAUCUUAGAAUUCCAGCAUGUUGAUUGGCUCAUUUAUCUUCGAUUUGAAAGUUGGUAGACCCACACACUUCUAUUGGUCACUCGAACUUCAAACUGCUCAAACGAGGUCAGUCUGUUAAUGUUCUUGUUACCAAUUGACUUAGGUCAGUCUGUUAAUGUUCUUGUUACCAAUUGACUUGGAUGUAGUUGUACAAUUUGCCUUUUCUGAACAAAUGUUUGUUACGUAAAUAUUCUUAUUACCAGUGUGCUUAAGAUUGUGUAUUUGUUUCCGUAAGAUAUGUUGCUCUACUGGUGCUUGUCUUGAGCAAUAAACUUAUGCUCACCAAACAAAUCUUUAAUAGUUUCUCAGUAACGCCAUCUACAAUCAAACCAAAACCAGAUAUAGCAGCGCUCAGAAACCCGUCCACGCUUUAGGAAAAAUCUUAGAAAAAAUUAGAGAAAAAAAAAACAACAACUGUUAUCAGAUUCAAAUCAGACAGCGUGAACGGUUCGUUCUUUUAAAGUUGAUCAAUUUUUCUUUUUUUGCAUUUUCCAUGUAAAAGUAAAAUCUGUUUUUAAAUAACAGCACAAGUUUUACAUUAGAACGAAACGAUAACUACGCGUAAUAAACGGGCUGAUUCGUGUACAUAGAAGCGCUGGACCGGGAAGACAUGUACAUUCCAUUUUGUAUUAAAACAUCAAUUAGAAGUAGUUUUUGUUGUGAUUAUUGUGUGUUCGGAAAAGACAAAUAAAACCAUAGAGUUUCAUUCUAA
Messenger RNA from Limulus polyphemus (Atlantic horseshoe crab), 3579 nucleotides. Its product is annotated as gamma-aminobutyric acid receptor subunit beta-like. Gene Ontology annotation, cellular component: neuron projection; synapse; membrane. The transcript is spliced from 5 exons. The record is from RefSeq and is a predicted model, not a curated record. NCBI's taxonomy places the organism in Eukaryota, Metazoa, Arthropoda, Merostomata, Xiphosura, Limulidae. Gene Ontology annotation, biological process: regulation of membrane potential; nervous system process; chloride transmembrane transport. Gene Ontology annotation, molecular function: neurotransmitter receptor activity; extracellular ligand-gated monoatomic ion channel activity; transmembrane signaling receptor activity. The annotation marks the transcript as partial.